AUGUUUUACGUCUGUGUACGAUUGGGCGAUUUUGAACUGAAUCUCGAAGCACGCUUAGGUCCCACUGAGGAAUACAGAAAGCAAUGCCAGGCACUUGAAAAGGAUCUGGAAGAGGUUCGAUCUGCUCUUGCUAUUUCCAAAAGUGAUGUCGAGAAAUUCCGAGCCGAGAAUGAGAAGCUACUGGCAAAAGCAAGCCUUGAAGAUGAAGUGGUUACGUUGGCCACCUCUUUGCAAUCGGCGCGAGAUGAAAUCAGCGACUGA
Molecule: messenger RNA, 261 nt
Organism: Gongylonema pulchrum
Lineage: Eukaryota; Metazoa; Nematoda; Chromadorea; Rhabditida; Gongylonematidae
Source: the annotation of a GenBank genome assembly